Tyto alba (common barn owl) is the source of this 1683-nucleotide messenger RNA. RefSeq names its product activating signal cointegrator 1 complex subunit 1 (gene ASCC1). Gene Ontology annotation, molecular function: RNA binding. The record is from RefSeq and is a predicted model, not a curated record. Lineage: Eukaryota; Metazoa; Chordata; Aves; Strigiformes; Tytonidae. Gene Ontology annotation, cellular component: nucleus. Bases 219 to 1367 code for a protein of 382 amino acids. The transcript is spliced from 10 exons. Gene Ontology annotation, biological process: regulation of DNA-templated transcription; DNA alkylation repair.
AGCAAAGCAGAAUUAAGAAGGGUGUCUCGGGAGUUUCCCAGGGCACAAAGCCAGCCGCCGUGCACGUUAUCUUGACCGCGGAUGAAAGCGGUGAGCCCCGGGAAGAGCCAGCGAGCUCAGCUUUGGGCUGCUGCCGCCCCUGCUCCGCAGCCUCAAAGCCCUGCAGUUAGCUCCUGCACCACGCGGUGGCACCCAGAAACUGAAGGAGGAGGAGCAGGAUGGACGUCCUGCGGCCCACCCUGAUCAGGAUCGGGGGGCGAGUAUACAGGAAGAAUCUCAUUCAAGAGCAGGCCUACCAGCACGAGGAGGACGAUUUCUGCACAGGCCCCAGUGACUGUGCAGAUGAACCCUGUGAUGCCUUUAUGGUGGAAGAGACUGAGAAAGGCUUCCAGUGCAGAGUGGAGGUUCCCAGCCCGUUAUACAAGUACAUCAUUGGAAAAAAAGGGGAAACCAAGAAGAGACUAGAAACAGAGACUCGAACUUCCAUCAGCAUUCCCAAGCCUGGAGUGGAAGGAGAAAUUGUGAUCACAGGGCAGCAUCGCAGCAGUGUCAUCUCUGCCCGAACGCGGAUCGAUGUUCUCCUGGACAGCUUUCGAAAGAAGCAGCCCUUCACACACUUUCUGUCCUUUGCUCUCAACCAGCCCGCCAUCCAGGAGAGGUUUCUGCAGUUCAAGGAGGAAGUGUUGGAGAAAUGCUCAAAGGAUCAUGGGGUCAGCAGCAGCCUGUUCCAGAACCCUGCAAAGCUUCACCUGACUCUUGGGACGCUGGUACUUCUGAACAAGCAAGAGAUCCAGAAAGCGUGUGACCUGCUACAGCAAUGCAAAGAGGACUUUGUGGACCAAAUUACUGGAGGCAAGCCCCUGACCGUGGAGGUGGCAGGAGUGGAGUACAUGAACGAUGACCCUGCCAUGGUGGAUGUCCUUUAUGCCAAAGUCCACAUGAAGGAUGGCUCGGACAGAUUGCAGGUGAUCGCUGAUAAGCUGGUGGAAAGGUUCGUGGCCUCUGGCCUGAUGCUUAAAGAAUGGGAUAGGGUGAAGCUGCAUGCUACAGUCAUGAACACUGUCUUCAGGAAAGAUCCAAGUGCUGAAGAGCGAAACAAUACAAUGACUGGUAAAUCAUCUUUCAAGGAACGGGAGUCGUUUAAUGGCCGAAAUAUCCUCAAGGCUGCACCGGAGGCGGGCCGCCCCACUUGCAGAUCCCUGCGUCCUUAUCGCUCAGGGGAAGAGGAAAGUCGUUCUAGGCCAUCGUUCUGCUCGCUGGAGCCCAGGUGGGGAGCGCGGCUCAUCGUUAAAAAGUUGAAAAUAACGCCGUUUUUCUUAAAGGCAGUACCUGGAAGAUGUAUUUCCAACCGCAGCAGCCUCACUUAGGCUCAGCACCGCUGCUUUGGAGGCAGCACGUGCACCCGCCGUGGGCCGUCGCUGUGUUUUCUCUCCAUCCCGAGAAUCCUCCCAGGGAGAAGAAAUUUUUGUGUGUGUGUGCCGGGAGCUGCCGGGAAGGAGCCCCGCUCCCCCCACUGCUCCUUCGCGGCUGCAGCCGGGGCGAGUUGUCACCGUCCUUCCUCGCCGAGCCUGAGCGGGCGGAGAUGGCCGGGUGGAAGAUGGAGGGGACAGGGAUUUGGCGGGGAUGGAGCCGGGGGGGGGGGGGGGGGCACGGCAGGAACAGGGGGUGUGGGGUGGGGACAUA